AUGUCCACGACAUCCCCACUCGGGGCGCUCGUAUUCCUGGCCUGGCCGGUUAAAAAGGAAUACACGAAGAAAGGACGAGCUGCCAUUAAGCGGCUUGAUAUGACGAACACUGAGAAUAUUAUAAGAUAUUUGCGAACGGAAUACGAAUCCGACCCGAAUGGCAAGGACGGCCAGUUUGAUGAGGAAUCGGACAUGACAGACGAGUCGGAUGAGGAAUCGGACGUGACGGACGACUCUGAUGAGGAAUCGGACGUGAUUGAUGAGUCUAUCGAGGAUCAAGAUGCGAUGUAUGAGUCCAGCGAGUAUCAGGACGCGGUGAAAAAGUCCGGAGAGAAACAUGAUGCGACGAAUGAGUCUCGCAUGCGGGUGAUUGCGAAGAUUCAUAUACACAAGUACCCGGAUUCUACAUCCCCAAGAGAGAUGCGGGUUGAGUGUCGUUCUCAAAGGUUCCCGGUAUUCGCAAUGCCUCGCAUCGCUGAGUGGGAUGAUGCGGGUGUCAAAAUAAAGCAAGUGGAGAGGUGUCAAUGCAAAAGGAAGGCGAUCAAGCUUCCUGUUGAUAAUAAACCUAAAUCCACUGGUUGA
Pochonia chlamydosporia 170 is the source of this 582-nucleotide messenger RNA. Its product is annotated as SDA1 domain-containing protein. The transcript has 2 exons. NCBI's taxonomy places the organism in Eukaryota, Fungi, Ascomycota, Sordariomycetes, Hypocreales, Clavicipitaceae. The record is from RefSeq and is a predicted model, not a curated record. The coding region runs from base 1 to 582 and encodes 193 amino acids.